UAGGACAACGUUUGAUGAUUAUUAAUGUGAUAAAAAAUAAAUUCCGAUUCCAGCCACCAUCAUCAUCACCAUCAACACUAUUAUUUCAUACUGAAUCCAUUCAACCAGAUAAACAACAUUUCAAAUUAAAAGUUCAUGAUGAUUAUUUUGAUUCAAAAUAUGGCGAAAAUUUAAAACAAAUUCAAAACUCAAUGUUUAUCAUACCGGAUUUUAUUGAUCCACAUGAAGAACAAUCAUUAAUGGAUGAAGUGGAAAAUGUAUUCAAAACACGACGAAUACGUUAUGAACAAACACAUUGGGAUGAUGCUAUACAAAAUUAUCGUGAAACCGAACAUUUACGAUGGCAACAAGAAAAUGUAAAAAUUAUUGAUCGUAUUCGACAACUUGCAUUCAGUGAUAAUGCUAAUCACAUUAAAUUCGUACAUAUACUGGAGAUUAAAGCCAAUGGUUUCAUCAAACCACAUGUCGAUAGUGUUCGGUUUUGUGGUGACACAAUAGCCGGAAUAUCAUUACUUUCAGAUUCAGUAAUGCGUAUGCGUCUUGAAUCGAAUCGUGAUAUUUAUGUCGAUAUUUUACUUAAUCGUCGAUCAUUAUAUAUUAUGACUGGCGAUUCACGUUAUCUUUAUGCACAUGAAAUUCUUGAUGAUGAAAAUUCAUUAUUCAAAGGACAACAAAUAAAACGUGAUCGUCGAAUAUCGAUUAUUUGUCGUAAUGAACCAUCGGAUACCACUACAGCUACUGAUUAAUUGGCAAAAAAAAAAUUGUUGACAAUUUGUUUAUUUAUUUAUUUAUUUAUUCAUUUCAAAUACAUAUUGUGUGAAUUUGUUAAUUAAUUAAUUAAUUAAUUGGUUUUUGGUUGAAAAUUUUAAAUUUUUUUUUGUGGUUGUUUUUCCGAUGUUUCAUGUGAAUCAAAACAAAACAAAACAAAAAAUCGCUGAGGGAUGGUGUCGGCGCGGUCAGUUUCAGAUGUUUAUUUGUUGUCCAUCAAUAAUAAUGGAUUAUAAUAGGUGGAUUGUGUUGAAUAUCAAGCUGUAAAAAAGCUUGAUAUUUUUUAAAACUAAAAAAAUGAAAAUCGAACGUUUGUGUGUGCGUGUACAUGUGUGUGUGUGUGUCAAUACGUUUCAUUAUGAAAUUGAAAUUUUUUUUCCCGUAUUUAUAACGUAAACGGAAAAUGGAAAAGGACAUGGCUAAUGGCUACAAUGUCUUGUCUUUGUAUGUGUUGCGGUAAAUGAUAGAAAAAAAAGAAGAUUGCACCACACCGGAACAACCAC
Dermatophagoides farinae (American house dust mite) is the source of this 1271-nucleotide messenger RNA. Its product is annotated as alpha-ketoglutarate-dependent dioxygenase alkB homolog 7, mitochondrial. Gene Ontology annotation, biological process: DNA damage response; fatty acid metabolic process. Lineage: Eukaryota; Metazoa; Arthropoda; Arachnida; Sarcoptiformes; Pyroglyphidae. Gene Ontology annotation, cellular component: mitochondrial matrix. The record is from RefSeq and is a predicted model, not a curated record.